Cuscuta europaea is the source of this 1811-nucleotide messenger RNA. The record is from the annotation of a GenBank genome assembly. NCBI's taxonomy places the organism in Eukaryota, Viridiplantae, Streptophyta, Magnoliopsida, Solanales, Convolvulaceae.
UUCACAAGCUUUUCAUUUGCCUUUUGGUGAGGUGGGCAUCACCUUACAGGACGUAGAAGUGUUGUUGGGGUUGCCCAUCGACGGAGAACCACUGUCCGGACCUAGGACGAACUCGAAAGCACUUUGGAUCCAAAUGUGCACGGACUUCGCCGGUUUCACGCCAAACAACAACGACUUAAACACAUUUGUAAUAAGAAUGAAUGCCCUACAACGUUGGCCGGUACAUCAACAUAGCACAAAUGAGGAACUCAUCACAUACACGAGGGUGCUCAUUUGGCAACUACUAGGUGGGUUAUUGUUCCCCUCCACUACCGGGAACAAAAUAAAAAAUUGUACUUUUUAGAGUUGUUGCAGGGACCGCUCGGUGAAGCACGACGGUGGAGUUGGGGCUCAGCAGUAUUGGGGUUCCUGUAUUACAACAUGUGCAAGGCCGCCAAAGCGAACAGGAGAAAUAUUGAGGGAUGCUUGCUUCUAUUGCAGAUUUGGGCGUGGCAGAGAUUGCCCAUGGUGCGGCCGCGAAACGUUUUGCCAUAUGAGAAUCUACAGGAUAUGCCCUAUGGGUGCAGGUGGGCAUGUCGGCACAAUUGGGAACAAAGUUCUCGGUAUACUCUACGUAUUUAUCGAGAUCAGUUGGACGGGAUCCGAGAGAACGAGUUCGUGUGGCUCCCAUACGCAUUACAAGCCCUCCCCAGGUUCUGCGUCGCGGGAGUAGAUUUGUAUACAUCUAAUGUCAUGCUUAUAUAUUGUGACAUUUCUGAGAUGUACUACCCCGGUAGAUUUUGUCGUCAAUUCGGUGCAAUGCAACAUAUUCCUCCCGCAGCAGAAUCACAAGCUAGCCACCAUGCAAGUGGUGCAAAAAAUUCUGGAUGGCCAUUGACACUAUGGGCGGCGAGGCACAAUCGUCGUAUCGCAAUUGAGUUCGUUGAUCAUCCCACCUACACUCCUGCGUACCGUGAAUGGUACGCAGAUGUCGGGAAACGACGGAUUUACAAUCCGUUACAUGGUCGACCUACAACGGGUUAUGUAACUACUAACAGGGAGACAAGUACACUAAUGCAAUGUAUGGGCGAUAUCUAUCGGCGCAUGGCAGCUCCAUUUGACGUCGAAGACAUCCGCGAGCAAAUUGCACGAUGCCUUACAGGAUUAGGUGCCGAGAAUGUGCUUCAUCAAGACAUCAUUUUCUAUGGGGAUGCCCAUGAUGAUGCAAUGGAUGAUCAUCCUCCACUUCGGCAAGACCGUAGAAGAGUCGCGGCCACUAGAGGUCGGCGUUACGAACGCGGUUAUGUUGCUCCACACGUCGACAAUGAUGAUGGUGAUGAUGAUAAUCACGAUGAUGAUAAUGAUGAUGAGGAGGAGGAGGAAGAGGAUGGCGAAGAUGGUGGUGAAGAAGAAGGACAACCAUCUUCACAUAUUCAUUCACACAUCCCUUCCCCAUCUCAUGUACCUAAUCAAUACUCUACAUCGACUAGUGCAUACAUUUCGACGUUUGAUGCGUCAACGUUUAUUCCACAUGUACAACCUACAUAUGAGACACGUCCCACCUUUUUAAAUUCACCAAUUGAUUGGUUGAACAACUUAUUAGGAUCAGAUGUACAGAGUGGGAUGGGGCAAGAAGCAGGACCAAGCACACAACCGCCAAUUGAACAUAGGCUGAGACGGGAUAUACAUUCUCGACGCUGUGGGACAGGGAGUCACUUCGUGGUGCCAGGUCGACACUAUGAAUCUGAUGAAUCAGAAUAGUUGUAUGUAAUUAGUUUUAUCAAUUAUGAAUUGAAUUUGUACUUUUAAAUUAUCAAUCGAAUUUGAUAUUA